GACGAGCUCGCCACCAUCGCCAGGAGCCGCAUUUGGAGGUGCACCACGUGCGGCCACUCGGGUCCUUGGUCGCGGCUCAACGACGAGGUGCGCGGCCUCGAACAGGCCACCUACGACGAGCUGACCAAGAUCGACCCCAAUCUGGGCGACAUGCACGUCGCAGCUCAGGUGGUCGAUCUCAAGAGGAAGAUUCCCAUGUUGACUGGCAUCAUUCUCUCCGCCGCCAUCAGCGCCGGUGUCACUGGCGCGGCCGUCGUUGUGCCCUUGGUCGAGAUUCCCGCCAUCGCCGGCAUCCAGUCGGGCAUGCUGGUCUCGCUUGGCGUGGCCACCGGAGUGCCCCUCGAACGCUACCCGGGGCUGCUGGUCAGCUACGCCGGCAUGCAGCUGCUGACCGGCCUCGUCGCGCUUGGCCUGCCAGAGCUCCUCAAGUUCAUCCCCGGGCUUGGCACCGUCGCGGGCGGAGCCAUCAGCGCUAGCGUGGGGCCAGUGUUGACCGUGGCGAUGGGCGUCCUCUACAGCGUGGCCCUGUUCAAGGUGCGCCAGCAGAUGAACGACAACGAGGAGGGCGUCCUGUCGGAGGCCGUCGUCAAGCAGAUCAUGGCUUCGGUCGUCAGCACCCCGAACAUCAAGCGCCUCUUCGAAAAGGUUAAGAAUCUGAAUAGGGGAGAGUUCAAUCCCUGA
This is a messenger RNA of Acanthamoeba castellanii str. Neff, 681 nucleotides long. RefSeq lists its product as uncharacterized. The transcript has a single exon. The record is from RefSeq and is a predicted model, not a curated record. Lineage: Eukaryota; Discosea; Longamoebia; Acanthamoebidae. The annotation marks the transcript as partial.